AUGACGUCUCUUCCAGCUCCCAAUAUUGGUAGCGGUAGCGUUAGUGGUGCCAACGGCCAUAGACAUCGCCCAGUCGACAAUACCUCUAACAGCAAUGACCAUGGCUUGCAGCCGCCGCGUGACCUGUGUCUGUCCGAGCCGCCCAUCUCGCCGGCUGUGACUACUGGGACAGCAUCGUCUGGAAACUUUACCGACAUCCAUAUGCGGCAGCUGAUCCGACCGAAAAGGUUUCGAGUGCUCUCGAACGCCUCAAGCAUCCUCAGCGAUAUAUUCAACCAUCCAGACGCCCAUGAAGACGAGCUAAAAACCAAGAUUAAGGACGCAAACGACCGCGACCGUGAAGCUCUCUUCAGGAUGAAUGAGUCUCUUCGGAGCACGCCGCCCCCUCCUCCUCCUCCUCCUCCUCCCGAGCCUUUGCCCACCCAGAAAGACCAAGGCAAUGCUGACGAUAAGAAACAUCGUGGUGGGCUUUGGAGACUGUUCAAGAGGAAGUCCUCCAAAUCCACAAAGAAAAGGGCACCGCCCAAGAUUGUGGUACCAGAACGCCCAGCUGCAGGUAGAGCCACUACAACCACACAUAUUACGGAAGACGGCCAUCGACAAACUGUUAUUUCCAUUCCCGCCCAGCGCACGUUCAACCUGGGCCCAGUCCCCAGGUCGCCUGGCUUUGGUUUUUUGUCACCCAAAUCCCCCAUCACUGGGACUCCCAUCAGACCGCCUAGGCCCAGCAUUGGUCUAGAGACUUUAGUGGAGCAACAAGAGUCAAACGAGCGACAAAUCCCAGUCCUGGCCAACACACCUGUCAUACCUCCGAUUAACGACGGGGUGGGCAUAUCACCUCUGCUUCCCGCAGAGGGAUUCAACCGCCUUCAGCGGGUGUCGGGCUUUAUAGCCCCAUCGGCCGAGCCACUGCCUCCUCAAACCCAGAAAGCUUCGGUUGAUGUUGAUGAUGGCCCUGAUAGUUCAAGCUCGCCAAAGCUGACAUCUUGUCAAGACCAUACUCUACCCAAGUUUUUCUCGCCGACUAGCUCUUUUCAUUUGAGCGUCUGCCUGUCGACGGCACAGUCUAGCCUCGAUCGUCGGUCUAAGAUGAGUUUCGGAUUCAAGCUGCCUGACCACCCAGAUCGUACCGAAGAAUCUUUGGAUAGGGAAGUUGGCAGUGGUGAGAUUUUGGCAGAAGUUUCUGAGCCAUCGUCAUCCGAUAUCUCCCAUCACAGGCUGGAUACCACUACUGGGAGAGGCAGUGUUGGAUCAGCGGAUGUAAGCUCAUUUUCGUGGGUGGCUACUCCUGCUGACAAACUCGGAGCGUUGCCGGACCACCAAUUGAAACCACAACCAAGUCUCUGGUCCAACAAAAGCUUCACGAAGAGAAAGCCGCGAAAGCGAAAUGAUUCUCUCGAUGGCGAAAGUGUCAAGACGGAUGGGAACCAGUCGGCAGCGUUCCACACUUCGCCUGAUCUGCCGGCAGAGUACUCGACCGAGCCUGAUGCAGAGGCGUUGAGCUCGGCGCUCGGAAAGGUCGAGGCUGUACAGAUACCACCGCUACGCUUCUCAACGGUGAUGAUCGUAGCUGACCUGAAUCCCUUGUCAUGCAGGAGCAGCAUUAGCUUGGGACCGUCGCAGCCAGAAGGGACGAAUCGACAAGAUGGCGAACUUGAACAGGCGUCAGAUAUUGUCGUGACAGAUUCUUUUCAGGCACCCAGUUCAGUCGUCGACUCAAAGACUCCACAGACAACUCCUCUGCCAGCACCUUCCAACAAUCUGAACAAGUCCCUCCAGCUAAGAAGGACCAGCCAAAUCAUCUGUCCACCCUUACGGCUCUCCUCCUCCUCCGACUAUCACUUCAGUAAAAGAGGCGUUCCAUGCUCCGGCUCUCAUAUCGAUCUCCUGCAGCAAUGCGAGGAGUUCCGUCACUCCAAGAAAAAGGAACUCGAUAUCCUCCGCAACCGACUUCGUCAGCUGGAAAACAGAAACAGUUGGUUGCUGACCGCCGUGACGAAGCAACUUCCUGGCGGGUACGAGUAUCAAGUCGACGACUAUGAUGAUAUGGAGGAGAGGGGUCGACACCACCAGCACAACAUUAUUACAACCAGCACAGUCUCGACCGGCAAUCGCGGGUCAAUGACCUCUCAACACACCUUCGGCAACACCACCAUCAACGACAGUGUCACCGGCACCACCGGCUUUAGUAGCAGUAAUCUGACGACAGGAUCACGACUGCCAUCGCCCGCACAGCACUUGCAACAUCCCCGCUCCAACGCGAGCCCUGCUACGACUAGCAAUUCCAGCAGCAGCACCAGCAGUAGCAGCACCAAUACCUCCUUGUCCGCUCAGCCAACGCUCACACCGGUACCAAGCCCAACACCGCAUUCGAAGCCGACACUUGUCACUCGCUCGAACAAUACCUGCAGCACGAUUACCAGUGGCGGCGGUCGGGCGUUCCCGUUGGUGACGAGUCACAAGGAUACAAGCACCGCUCGCAGUACAUACACAGCCAUAUCGCAACCAACACAACCCCCUCCUGUUCCUCUUCCCGCCCCUCGUCGCGCACGAAGUCUACCCCGCGAUCCUCGACUUGGUUCGUUUUCCUCCCGAUCCCGAUCCGUGGACAACAAGCACGACUACAGACACAAUCGUACUGAUAAUAGCCACGCUCACACCAGCGGUCCCGCCAACUCCUGCUCAAUAAGCGAUGGGAUCGACGGUGACAAGAAAAUGGCAAACGGUGUCAACAAUGGUAACGGCAGUGAAAGUGGCAGUGGCAGUGGCAGCAGAAGCACAAGCGCCUCCCGAGGCCCCGCGCCCUUCCCUCCAUCCUUGACCUACAACGGCCUUCUCCCCGACACUGCAGCGCGAAGACGAGAGAAGAGAGAAUACAGAAAGAAGCAAGAAGAGAUUAUGAGGCGGCUCGCCGAUACUCCUCUCCGCGGGGUUCAGCAAACGAUGACUCUACAUGCUUCGUCUUCCUCGUCCUCUUUAGGAGCGGUGGUACGUCAACAACAAGGAAAACCCUCGGGUGCUUCCAUUUCUUUCACUUCGGCGAAUUCGACAGCUUUGUAUAAUGGGAGUUCCUCUGGUUCUGGUUACGACAGUGACCAGGGAUAUAGAGGACACAAUGGAAACAGCAGACACCAUGUCCAUGAUGGCCGCGAUCCGUUGACGAGGCUACGGGACUUGAGGGAAAAUGUGGGAAUGGCGAUUAGUGGAAUUGGAAUUGGACUGGCGGUUACUAGCGAUGAGGAUGGGUAUAUUUAUGAUGGCCAUGGUGUUUCCUACCAGUACCACGAGGAUGAUGCCCUUGGAUAUGACAGUAACGUAUCUGGGUAUGAUGCUUACAGACACGAUAGUUACGGUGGCUAUGAUGGGGAUGGUUAUGGGGCCGCUUCUGGUGAUUUGGGACAUGAGGCGGGUCGAGGAGAAGAGGAAGCGCAGGACGGAAGGGAUGCAAAAGCAGAGAGACAAUACACCCUCUCGAACUCCUCUAGCCUCUCCAGGCACCACUACCACCACCACCACUAUUACCACCGGAACCGAGACCAACGCAACAAUUCCCCACCACCGUUUUCGCUGCCCUCGUGGCCAUCACUACCCUCGCUUCCCUCAUUACCCUCGUUAUCUGGCCCAAGUCGCUCUAGUUUGGAAACGGAAGAAUGGUUCCCUUCCAUUUAUCAAGCUCACACUCAACAAACAGAAAAUCAGUCGGAGGACACAUCCAGUGACUAUGAACCCGCCAACAGCGACAACACAACGAAUACCCAAAGAUCCAAACGAGCCCUCAGGAGAAAAACGACCAUUGUCGCGUCAAACGGUACCGAAGGAAACACUAACCGAAACGGAUGGGACACCCUCGAGCCGCUGAUGCGUGAGUUGACCGGUAACGGCGACGGAAACGAACCCAGCGGAGCCAUUGGAACCGCGGUGAGUACAAGCGGUAUUGAUGACGACGAGCAAAAGAUCAAUCGUAUCGUCCAUGAGGGCCAUGAGGGGGAGGCUAGACAGCUGGUAGACAACAACGGCGAUAUCGGAUUUGGUCCGAUGGAUGAGAAGGAUUUGGAGGAGGAGACGGAAACGAUGAGCAGGAUAAGGGCAUACCGUGCCAGUCUCUGUGCCGAGUUGCGAGCGUUGGAGGCUUCGGUCAAUCUUUUGCAUGAAACUAGGUAG
Neurospora hispaniola is the source of this 4161-nucleotide messenger RNA. RefSeq lists its product as uncharacterized. The transcript has a single exon. The coding region runs from base 1 to 4161 and encodes 1386 amino acids. NCBI's taxonomy places the organism in Eukaryota, Fungi, Ascomycota, Sordariomycetes, Sordariales, Sordariaceae. The record is from RefSeq and is a predicted model, not a curated record.